AUGGACAAAUACUGGGGCAAGUCAGAGGAACACGCAGCCAAGAAGCUCGACAGCGACAUGGACGACUACUGGAAGACGAAGGACGAGAACCCCAAGGAGGACGAGAAGGAGGACGCUGCUGCUGGUGAAGAGAAGGAGGACACGACAGAGGACAAGAAGGAUGAAUCUGCCGAAGAGCCCGCUGCCGAGGAACCUGCUAAGGAAUAA
Phytophthora nicotianae INRA-310 is the source of this 207-nucleotide messenger RNA. RefSeq lists its product as hypothetical. The transcript is spliced from 2 exons. The record is from RefSeq and is a predicted model, not a curated record. NCBI's taxonomy places the organism in Eukaryota, Oomycota, Peronosporomycetes, Peronosporales, Peronosporaceae. Bases 1 to 207 code for a protein of 68 amino acids.